AUGACAUCACGCAAAUCCUCUUCAAAUAUUAUGGAGGUAAUUGUUUUGUUGAGUGACGAAGAAAAUGACAAGAAAAACAACGUUGAUCUUGAAGCUGGAGAUACAACGAUAACCUCAGGCAACGGUGAUGGCAAUAUCACUGAUAAUGAUAGGAUAUUUCUUUAUAAUAGUAGUCCAGCCCGAAAAAAGCCUAAUAAAAAAAUUGCUUCCACAAGUUCCUCAUCUUCCUCAGAGAACAAUUUAUUACCUGCUUCAUCGACAAAACGGAGAAAGCUGUUUCCUUUCAAAGAAUUGACAAUUGUAAAUCCGCCACCAUUAUUCGUAAAUAUCGAAAUACCGGAUAAUCCUCGACGUUCACUUUACAAGAGAACAGUUAGUAAAGUACCCAUUGACGAGUUAAUACAUUUUAUCAAUGAGCGUCAAAAGAUCUUUAUAAAGAAAUCGAAAGGUUUGCCAUUUCCUUAUACUGAGGAUGAAGUGUUAUCUAAAUUCCGAUUCACCAAUGUGUUUCGCGAGGAUGACAUAACCUCAGUAAUAAUAACAAAUAUCCUUUCCGAUUACGAGCCGACAGAUGAAUUCUAUAUCGUUAAUCUCAUUAUUCAUCGUCUUGUUUCACGGAAAAGUAUCAAUAAACGACUUAAAUACAUUAGAGACAUCGAUGAAGGAUGGGCGAUACUCGAAAAUCGCAGAAAUCUUGGUUUACCAGUUAGUACAAAUGCAUUUCAAAGUACUAUUACUUUCGAGGCACGAAGAGAUCAAUGGGAGAAAGUAUUUGAAUAUGGGAAAAAGAUAUGGAAGCGAAUUGUCAAACGAAAUCCACAACCAACAUUGUAUGAUGCUUAUAUCGAGCUGAAAGAGGAUAAAGAUAUUCCUCAGAUAGGAACAUUCACUGCGUGGCAAAUUGCCUGCGACAUGUUAAUGAUGGGCAUGGUGGCAUACGGGGAUAAUAAGGCGUUUGCUGUAUUAGGUCCAGGCGCUGAAGAAGGGCUUAAAUACUUCGAUAAAAGAUAUGACUUUGAGUCAUUAUUGCAAAAAGUAAAUCUGAAUCUUGGGUCACAUUUUGAAGGAAGAACACUACGUGGUUUGGAUUUAGAACAUAUUCUCUGUGAAUUUCAAAAAUAUUAUAAAGCCACUCAAGGAGACUCGAGAGGUUUGCGAAAGUAUGAAGAUGAUUGA
Molecule: messenger RNA, 1176 nt
Organism: Ambispora gerdemannii
Lineage: Eukaryota; Fungi; Glomeromycota; Glomeromycetes; Archaeosporales; Ambisporaceae
Source: the annotation of a GenBank genome assembly